Molecule: messenger RNA, 1155 nt
Organism: Tribolium castaneum (red flour beetle)
Lineage: Eukaryota; Metazoa; Arthropoda; Insecta; Coleoptera; Tenebrionidae
Gene: betaggt-I
Product: beta subunit of type I geranylgeranyl transferase
Exons: 4
Coding region: 83-1114 (343 amino acids)
Biological process (GO): protein geranylgeranylation
Cellular component (GO): CAAX-protein geranylgeranyltransferase complex
Molecular function (GO): CAAX-protein geranylgeranyltransferase activity
Source: RefSeq, a predicted model, not a curated record
UUUAUCUGACACGCCUCUUUACUCCCUAACCUCACUAUUCCAAUGACAUUGCGGCAAGACAACACGAUAAAAAAUUAGAAUUAUGGAUUUUUACAAAAUUAAAUUUAAUCCCACUGCUCAUAAAAAAUACCUCUUGAGGAUCCUACGUGGAUUACCACCUUCCUUAUCAUCCAUGGACACCCACAGAGUAAUUCUAACGUAUUUUGCUGUCUCCGGUUUGGAUCUCUUGAACGAACUGGACAGUUUUCCCAAUAAACAAGCCACAAUUGAGUGGCUUUACUCAUUACAAGUUUUUGAUGAUUCAGAGCUUGUGAGCGGGUUUCAAGGCUCUUCAACUCUCAACACUGAGCUAAAUCAAGGCCAGAACGCUUUGUACAAGUGGGGCCAUAUUGCUACCACUUACUCGGCGUUGGCCACUUUAGUUAUCUUAAAAGAUGAUUUAGAGAGAGUUCACAGAAAGUCAAUAAUCAAAAGUUUGCGCUCUUUGCAACUACCCAAUGGCUGUUUUAUGGGGGCCAAAGACGGAACUGAGCACGACAUGCGCUUUGUUUUUUGCGCCGCUUGCAUUUGCUACAUUUUGGACGAUUUUUCCGGAAUGGACAUUGACAGGACCGUUGAUUUCAUUCUCAAAAGCAUAUCAUACGACUUCGGCAUCGCACAAGGCCCCCAACUGGAAUCGCACAGCGGCUCAACUUUUUGUGCCGUAGCCACCCUCGCCUUAACCAAGCAAUUGCACAGACUAUCUCCCCCCCAGCUGGAGGGCCUGAAACGUUGGUUACUAAACCGUUUCGAGAACGGUUUCACCGGCCGCCCCAACAAGCCCUCGGACACGUGCUACUCCUUCUGGACAGGAGGGGCCCUCAAAAUUUUGAACGCAUAUCAAUUCAUUGAAGAGAAGGACAACGACCAGUUCAUUUUAGUAACGCAGGACCGUAACGGGGGCUUUUCAAAAUGGGUCAACACGGCCCCCGACGCCAUGCACACGUAUCUGGGCCUCGCAGGCCUGAGUUUUAUGAAUGAGACUGGAAUAAGCAGCGUUUUCCCCGAUUUGAACAUGUCGACACGAGCGCACGAACAUUUGUUAAGUUUGCAUAGGAAAUGGAGGGGCUGUUGAGACUUAUACAAUACGAUUUUUACAAAUAAAUAUUUACAUUA